Messenger RNA from Helobdella robusta, 741 nucleotides. RefSeq lists its product as hypothetical. The transcript has 5 exons. Bases 1 to 741 code for a protein of 246 amino acids. The record is from RefSeq and is a predicted model, not a curated record. NCBI's taxonomy places the organism in Eukaryota, Metazoa, Annelida, Clitellata, Rhynchobdellida, Glossiphoniidae.
AUGUCAGAUGCAGUAACUGACUGCAUGAGCGAACAUCAUACAACUAUGACAACACUCGGCACCACUGUUAUUGGAUGCCAGCAGCAGGUAAUGAAACUCAACAACAUUAAAACGCUGGAAACUAUGACGAAAGCUUUGUGGACGAUAGAACAGGAAAAAAAGAAAGAGAUCAUAUCAAAAUUAGAACUUCAGUCAGGUUCUUCCUUUUUGGAAACUAAUUUAACUGUUAAACAGCAAAUUGUAAAAACCCGCCGCUUUGGUCAUCCAAAGAUUUGUGUAACCCUAGACAACUCUACAACGGCUGAAGACGCGGACUGGCCUGGCUUAUCUCAAGGCAGGAGAUGCGUCUUAUCAAAACGAACAACUACUAAUCUAGUAAUGAGGAACAUUGUUCGGAGUAGUUCCUUCUAUUGCGGGUUGACGAAACUAUUACUGGUAUUAGUUAAAAAUGUUUUGAAGUUGAAUAAAGUUGAUGCCGGAGCAGUUGAAGCGUUAUUUGUAUUAAUAGUUAAUAAAAAUGGUUGUUUUAACAAAAGAGUGUUUUUGAAGGAAAAAUUGUCACUACGGGAAAACUCAAUCGGUGGCUAUAUAAACAACGCCAAAGCAGACACACAGAGACAAAGACACAGGGAGAAAAUACGAAAAAAAGAAGAACGAGAAUUAAGAAGAGGUCAGAAGAAGUUUCAAGCAGAGAAAGAAAUAUCGCAGAAAUAUUUUGUGUGCGUACUGCAAGCAAAUUAG